CUUUUUUUUUCUUUUUUUUCUUCCACUUUAUCAUUUCAUUUUUAUUUUAUCACUUUUAAAAUUAACAUAUUACUUUAAAAAAAAAAAAUGUCUGCUUCCACCACGCACUCCUGUCAGUCCACCGGCUGCACCAACAUUGCCACUCUGCAAUGCCCUACGUGCGUCAAACUAGGACUAACCGAUUCCCAUUUCUGCACUCAAUCGUGUUUCCGCAAUUCCUGGGCAACCCACAAAGCCAAGCACCAAGUAACUAACCCCAAGGCCACCUACGACCCCUUCCCAUCCUACGCCUACACGGGACCCUUGCGCCCAGUUUACCCAUUGUCCCCGCGUCGUGAAGUUCCCGCGGAUAUCCAGCGUCCGGAUUACGCCACGGAUCCCAAUGGUGCUUCGCGCCAGGAGCAGGCCUAUGGGAAUGCCCAGAUCGGCGAUGAUCUUGUGAAAAUGCGCGAGGUGUGUCGGCUUGGUCGUGAGGUGCUGGAUAUUGCUGCGAGGGCGGUGAAGGUUGGGGUCACUACGGACGAGAUUGAUAGGAUUGUGCAUGAGGCUACGAUUGAGCGCAAGGCGUAUCCGUCGCCCCUUAACUACUACCAGUUUCCUAAGAGCGUCUGCACGAGCGUCAAUGAGGUUGUCUGCCAUGGUAUCCCGGACCAACGCUCCUUGGAGGAUGGAGAUAUCCUGAAUAUCGAUAUUUCGCUGUACAAGGAUGGCUUCCAUGCGGAUCUUAAUAAGACCUACUUUGUUGGAAAUGUCGAUGACAAGUCGAAGAAACUAGUCAAGACUACCCGCGAAUGCCUGCAGAAAGCUAUUGAUAUGGUGAAGCCUGGCGUCCGGUAUCGCGAUCUCGGCUCUGUCAUUGAGAACCAUGCUCGGGCGAAUGGAUUCUCCGUCGUGCGUACGUAUUGCGGCCAUGGUGUUGGGAAAUUAUUCCAUUCGGCGCCGAAUGUCCCGCAUUAUGCGCAGAAUAAGGCUAUUGGUGUUAUGAAGCCCGGUCAUGUUUUCACGAUUGAGCCAAUGAUUAAUGAGGGAAGGUUUAAUGAUCAGACUUGGAGAGAUAAUUGGACUGCUGUUACAGUUGAUGGAAAGCGUAGUGCUCAGUUUGAGCAUGCUGUUUUGGUCACUGAGGAUGGAUGUGAGGUGCUGACCCGUCGUUUGCCCACUUCUCCUGCAUCUCAGCUUUAAAUACAUAAAUUUUUUAAUGCGUUGUUUAAUUUAUGUUUUUUAAUAAACAAUAUUCACUAUAUA
Messenger RNA from Kickxella alabastrina, 1245 nucleotides. Its product is annotated as methionine aminopeptidase 1. The transcript is spliced from 2 exons. Gene Ontology annotation, molecular function: metalloaminopeptidase activity. The record is from RefSeq and is a predicted model, not a curated record. Bases 88 to 1182 code for a protein of 364 amino acids. NCBI's taxonomy places the organism in Eukaryota, Fungi, Kickxellomycota, Kickxellomycetes, Kickxellales, Kickxellaceae. Gene Ontology annotation, biological process: proteolysis.